AAGAUUUUGGGGAUAAUCGCCGUCAUUGUGAUGUUAGCAAUGGAGGACUGAAAAAGUUUAUCAAAAUAUUUUGAUAAUUUAUUAUGUUUUGAGUUCAUACGUUAAGAAUGUUUGUACAAGAAAAUUGGAGACUGAAACUUGGUUGAAUGGUGUAAAGGAUAAAAAUGUCUGUAUAUAAAAAAAUAAAGAUGUUGUCUGUUCAAGACAACAAUCAGUUGAUAGAGAAUGUGGAGCAAUUAGGAAAGCAGGAUGUGAGAGUAAAAGGAAGAAAAUUGACGAGGGCUGAGAAAUCAAGGAUUGCAGCUCAGGGCAGGCGAGACAAAGAGGCAGAGGAAAUGACUAGUCUGAUAGAAUUACUUCCCUUUGAAAAAUCCACUUUGCAGAAAAUGGACAAGAAUUCUCUGCUGGAGCUAAUUUUGAACUACUUACAAAUGAAGCAGUAUAUCGAGAAGGAAAUGGCUACUUUGUCCCUGAAGGAUUCAGAGCCAGAGGACAAGGAGAAGUCCCCAGUGCCAGUAGUGAAGAAGAAUGGGACCCACCACAUUGUUCUGAAUGGUGUGGAACAGUUUAAGGUGGAAGAGAGUCAGCUGAUGCUGGAAGCCAUGAAUGGAUUCCUGUUGUUACUAGAUCGUAAGAAAAAGAUUCUUUAUGUGUCCGAUGGAGUGGCUGCUCAUUUAGGGAUUGAUCAGGCUUUCCUUCUUGGUAAGAAGGUGACUAACUUGAUCCACCCCAGUGACAUCCCAGAGUUAAAGAAACAGUUCAACCUCAAACCCUGUGAAAUGCAUUGUUCUUGCCAGAUCAACCAGGAGAAUAGUGAGAAACAUGUCCCACAUCUUGAUGAUAACCGAGUAUUCUACCUCAGAAUGAAGUGUGUCAUGAAGAAGAAUGGUGUAAGGACAAAACAGUCAGGAUUUGUGUUAAUGCAGUGUUCAGGACGACUAAAGAUGCGAGCCACGUCUAGUCGAUCCAACAGUUACUCUAUAGACGGUCUGAUUUGUAUUUGUCGUCCAAUGCAAACCAAUUCCAUCAUGGAAAUUAAACUAGAUGGCAGCAUGUUCAUCAGUCGUCAUGACCUGGGCAUGAAGUUUACAUUUUGUGAUCCAAGGAUUGCUACAUUGAUUGGAUAUGAUCCAGAGGAAGUAAUUGGGAAGACAGCCUAUCAGUUCCAUAAUCCACUUGAUGCUAGACUCGUGGGAGAUUGUCACCAGAAGUUGAUUGUAAAAGGAACUUCAGUAAGCAAAUAUUAUCGCUUCAUUGGGAAAAAUUGUGAGUGGGUUUGGAUGCAAACCAGAGCAACUAUUAUAUACAAUACAAGUAAUGUGCCACAGUACAUUGUCUGCAUGAAUUACAUAAUCAGUGAAGAAGAAGGGGAGCAAUUCCUCAGAAUGCAGCAGGGUAACAUUCUCCAGAGCCUGGAUGGACACCAAGCCAUCGAGCCAACCAAAGUUCACAAGAUGGAUGACCAUCACAGUGACAUUGGAUACUGGAGUGGAAAUAGUCCAUACUCCAGCCAUCAUCCAAGUCCAGGCUCCACGGAUGGGCAGAGAGCAGAGUCUCCGGAAACCAUGCCGUCUGGUAACGAGUUUCCAACAGGAGUGUUCCAGCAGGUCGUGAAUACUAUUGACUCAGAGUGCAGUCGUCCUGAUGAAGUGAUGAAAAUAUUAGAAGAGAUCGAGAAAGAAGGACAGAAGCACUCAGCCAGCCAGGUCUCAUGUCCAAAAUCAUACAAUCAAAUGGACACAGAUUCAUCGUCCAAUCAGAUUUCACAAUAUCAAAAUCUUGUGGACAGUAAUUCUCAGCCUGUGAGAAAUGACACCUUAAAUAACUUUCAAACAACUUCAGAGUCUAGUGGAUUUUGUGACAACAGUGCUGGAGUUCCAAUCCAAGCUCUUCUCAAUGUCCAGAUUGCUGCCCUUAACUCCUCAGACUUUGUCCAAAAUAGUGCUGUAUCGGAAGCAUUGCCUCAGGAAAUAACUGAUUUCUGUAUGCAGUACUGUAAUUCCGUGAUGGAUCAGCACACCCAACAGGUUCUUUCUGAACUUGGACACAAUAACUUUGUGGCAGACUUUGAACAGUUUAAUAAUGAAAGUGAAGUGAAUGGUAUCAACCGCUGUGGCAUGAAUUUGAAUACUGCUGAAACAAUGAGUGGACAGAUACCUGUGUCAGACACUGGCACCAUGAUGAAGAUGCCACAGACAGUAGCCCCAUCAGUAGCUUCACCACAGUACCCCCUACAAGUGGAUUCACACAUUGCAUUGCCAAGUACAACUGCUGCCCCCUACCAAUACCCCCUAUCCACUGAUUCCUGGAUAGCCUCUCCUCCCUCAUAUGUCUCUCACCAGUCCCCAAUGUCGUCUGCCUGUUCACCAUUAUCAUCUGUUUGUUCUCCCAUGUCUGCAACAUCACCAUACCCUUGCAGUCCCCAUGUACCAGAAGUUGCAAGCUUUAUGAACCCAGAAGUUACCACUGCACCUUCCAACAUUCCUUUUACAAAUUCCAACUUGAUGUCCACUCCAGCUAAUGGCUUGAUGUCCCCAAACUCUUACAUGGGUCAACCUUUACCAUCUCUCAUGAACACCAGCAGAGAGAACUCUCCAACAACUCAAAGGCAUACAAGGGAUUCAAAUAUGACUGAGCUAGAAAAAGUGCUCCGUGGUUGUUCCACAAAUGCAAGUAUUUUUACACCCAAAAACAGUGAUAAGGAGUCCCAGAAUUCUACACUCUUGCAAAAGAUGCUUACAGGUCAGUUAACGGGAGAGUCCUACCGUGCAAUGGAGAGACAAAGGAAGAAGUCACUUAAUUACCAAUCAUAAUUAAAGUAAUCAUCUUUGUUCAUUAACUUGGACUUUGUGUGGGUUAAUGCAUGUGUUCAGUGACAUUCUUAACUUUAAUAAGUUAUACUUUAAAUACUUAUGUAUUUUUUUAACAUUCUGUUUUUGAUAAUUAUUAUAUAUGAUUAUAUAAUAUGAUUAUUGUUUAGAUACAUUUUUUGCAGAAAACUUUGAAGGGGGUGGGUACUUUUAUUUUUGAGAGAAUUUUGCCUUCAUUAUUAAAGAAAGAGAUGAAUAGAAUCUUUUGUAUUUGCAAAGAGUUCUUGUAUGUGUUUUUUUUAAUGGUUUGGUUUGUAUGUUUCAAAAUUUUCGUUACAGAUUUUUUAAAAUUUUAAAUGAUGAUAUAAAUGAAUUUCAUAUAAAUUUAGCACUUGAAGUUAAUGCUGUAUGUGCACUUAUUUUUAGUAUUUCUGCAAUGCUUUCUACACUUUAUGGAAAGAUGCUGCUAAUUCAUGAUUUGGUCUGGGCUGUAGCACUAAAGUUUGGUUUAUAAAAUAAAAUGCACAAAACAGUAUUUAAAUUAAUUUGUCAAUAGAACAGAUUGCCUUGCACUUUCAGGUAUUAUUAGAAAUGUUUCCAAAAGAAAAAGAAAUAAUGUUGAUGGCUUUGUAAUUGCUCUUACACUGUAAAUAAUGCUCAUUUUGGACAUUCCUACUUUAGUGGUCUCCCCUGCUUCAGAGGUUUUCCUUAACAUCAUGCAUGUUUAAUGAUCUCAGUUCUUGUAAGAUGAGUUUAUAGUCCUUUUCAUUAUUAUUUUUUUUAGAUCUGUCUAUACAGCUUUCACUCAAGACAAUUCCAAUAUACUUUCAUAUGGAAUUAAACAUUUGAACACUAUGUGUCCUGAAAACUUUUAAUUAACAUGUAAAACUACAUGUUUAUUUCAUGACUUGUAUAAUCAGCCUGUGAUUUUUGUUCCAUACUUUUAUGGCACAAAUUAAAUUGUUGAUAUAUUUGUUACUGUCCAAAUUUAUAUAAUCACAUAGAUCAUUGCAUCAGGCAUAUUUUCAUUUAUCUUAUUCACUCAUAUGAUAUUAUAAGUUGUAUUCAUUGACCAUAGAUAUUCACUUGUGAAACAUAUCUUUAUUCAUUUAUUUAUCAUAAUGUUUAAUCAUGUUAUACUAAAAGGAACAUUGUUAGAGUUCACUGGAGAUUAAUGAAGAAACAUUUGACACACACAAAAUUUGAUGUACAGCCAGGAAAAGCAAUAACUUAAAUUUGUUUCUUAUUAAAACCAUAUACAUUUACUAACUGUCUGUUUUUAGUAGACAGGAAAAAAGCAAUGUUUUUGGGUUGUCCUGAAUUAAAUUACAUUGUAGCUAAUUUGUAUGUUUGAAGGGAAUAAAUUUAGGUUGUUUCAGUGUUUUAAAGAAUUGAAAGGUGAUACUGUUAAAAAAAUUAAUUUGAAGUGCGAGUGUGUACUGUGAAAUCAUUAGUCUUUGUGAGGGUUUAGUUUUCAAAGUGUAAUGAGACCCAUGAAGUCAUAUCUUCCACCAAUUUUAAAUAUAUGACAAUUCUGCACUUUUUCAUCCACAAAACAAAACCAUUUGAACCAAUUUUCCCCCAUAAUUUAUGAAAAUUUGACACUACGACAAUUCAUGAAUAUGUGAUUUUACAAUAUACAAGGGGGUGAUAUGGUUGGAACUUGUAAAAUUUCCUUUGAUUGUAAUUCCAGGUACAUGGAUGAAAAACAUCCCUGGGGGUAGUAUUGAGUAGUAAAAGCUUUGAGGGACAGUAUACAUUUUCAAGCAGAAGUUCUGUGAUUUAUUUGGCUGUGCUAUUGUUUUACCACUUUGUUGUUGAUUCCACUCAGUUGACACUUUUCUACAUUCUGUUUUGAGACCACCACGCUGUUUUUGUACUGUGUGCUGGAUAGUAAUAUUUUAUUUACAUGUUUCAUAUUUAUCAUUGUAUAUUUUUACAUAUUAUAAUCUGACAUGUUUAUAUUCAUAUGCAAAACUCUCUUCAGAAAAACUGUAUUUUUAGACUGACAUAUUAUUUUUGUAAUACAUUCAGUAUGUAUAGUGCAUAUAUAUAUUUCCCCAUUAAUAGAUUACCAGUAGAUUAAUCUAACAUGCUUGACGGUUAUCAUGAUAUUUUUUUAAAUGAUUAUUUUCUAAGGGUUUGAACAAUUUUUAAAAAAGAGCGUGUUUCUUGUGCAAGUUUUCUUUUCAAUCUUGCAGAAAAAAAGUUACAUGUACGUUUAACAAUUUUUCUAAAUUUUGAAUAUUUUUUUUUUUACAUUUAUUGUGGAAUUACAUAAAUUUUGUAAACAAGGCAUGUACUGCAAUACCUCUUCUGUUCAUUCAACAUAACCAUCUGAAAAUUUUAUCUUGUGGACUGUUCCUGAUUCAUUUUUAUUUCUUUGUUCUGUGUGUUUGACUUAAGUUAGGUUAACAGUCUCUUUAAUUUUUGGAUUAAUACUUUACUGGUUUUGGUUGUAUUAAGACUGAUUUCUUUUGAAUAUCUGCUGGACAGAUUUCAGAUUAAAUAAUUUUGAUUGCAAAACUUUGCACCUGUUAAACUGAUAAAUUUCCAGAAAAGACUGCAAAACAGACCCCCUCCCCCCAAAUUUGAAUUUUUCCUCAAACUAUACUGAGUUUUUCCAGAUAUGGAUAAAGGAUUAUUAGGGGACAAUCAAAACCAUGUCAGUUAAUAAGAACGUCUUUUGCUGGUUCAGUGCCUCCCCUCUGGUAUGGGUUGUAUCUUCAUGGUUAGUGCUUGGUUUCAUAUCCCACACCUUUUUGUUGCUCAAGCUAGCUUAUUUUGAAUUAUUUAUGACAAUCAGUUGGUGACCCUGCUAUUAAGAGGCUUUUUCUAAUUUUCAUAUUCAUUAUUAUAUACACAUUUUCUGAGAUGUUCUAACUUGUUUUAUGGUCAUUCACAUAGACAUAUUGUGAUUAUUUUUGUGAUUAAAAUUACAGAACUAUA
This is a messenger RNA of Saccostrea cuccullata (small rock oyster), 5759 nucleotides long. Its product is annotated as circadian locomoter output cycles protein kaput-like. The record is from RefSeq and is a predicted model, not a curated record. Gene Ontology annotation, biological process: regulation of transcription by RNA polymerase II. The coding region runs from base 165 to 2813 and encodes 882 amino acids. Gene Ontology annotation, cellular component: transcription regulator complex; nucleus; cytoplasm. Gene Ontology annotation, molecular function: protein dimerization activity; DNA-binding transcription factor activity, RNA polymerase II-specific; RNA polymerase II transcription regulatory region sequence-specific DNA binding. The transcript has 11 exons. Lineage: Eukaryota; Metazoa; Mollusca; Bivalvia; Ostreida; Ostreidae.